Molecule: messenger RNA, 1372 nt
Organism: Tigriopus californicus
Lineage: Eukaryota; Metazoa; Arthropoda; Copepoda; Harpacticoida; Harpacticidae
Exons: 2
Coding region: 141-1313 (390 amino acids)
Biological process (GO): mitochondrial respiratory chain complex I assembly; mitochondrial respiratory chain complex IV assembly
Cellular component (GO): mitochondrial inner membrane
Source: RefSeq, a predicted model, not a curated record
AAAUUUCCCAUCACAACAACAACAACAACACUGGAUGAGUAAGACUCAAAGCCACUCAAUCACAUUGAAGAGUUUAAUCGUUCCCAAAUUGCUUCCAUUCUCGUUCAUUCCACACCAAUCAACAUCGUACUUUAAGCAUUAUGAACUUUCGAGGACCCCGUCCAAAGUAUGGUGGAGGAAUGGAACGACCUCCAUUUGCAAAUCAAGGGGGGUGGAAUCCGAAUUUUAAUAGUUUUGAGGAGCCCCCAUUUGGUGGGGGAGAAUGGCCACGUCCCAGGUUUUCCGGACCCAGAAUGCCACAAUGGAGAGGUCCAAGCUUUUCAAGGCUUCCUCAACCAGGGCCAACGCAGCCCGGCAUUGGCGAGCAAAUGCCCGGUAACUUUGUGAUUACCCCACCAGAUGUUUUGAGAUGGCUGGAUCAUCAGCAUCCAGAUACGUUGAUGCGAAUAUAUCAUCACAUUCAGUGGUUGUUAGACCAAUGUGGUAUCCCUCCCCCUGGGAACCGGCCAAUUAAGCCUGAGGAAGACACUGAAACGUGGUAUGAAGAAGACAAAGAGCUUCCAGAGCCACAUUCGGAAGUGUUGCCUAAUAAACUUCCAUUAGACUUUGCAAAUUCCGGGUCUUCUGUCCCACCAGGGGGAGCUAAGAGGCCAGGAUUGGGAUUGCGGACCCCAAACCAACCGGCUGGUCCACGUCCUUCGUCCUCGGGUCCUUUGCAAUGGACUCCAGGAGGAUGGAUGCCCAAAGAUAAUUCGCAUAAGAUUACCACAACCAUGAAACCCUUACCCGAACCAGAAGUCAUCCCGCCCAACGGUUCGUCCUAUCCAGAUGCACAAGAAGAUAGAAAAAAGUUAAGCAUGUUGAAGAGUAACAUGAAUAUGAUGCAAAUGGAGCUGAGCAAGACUUGUCGCAAGUUCAGGAUUUCAAACCUCAAUCAAGACGAUCUCUCUGGAUACCCUGAAGCCCAGCAAGAAAGACUCCAAGCCGUGAUCAAAUGCGUGAAAGCGGCGGAGAAAACAUUACUAGAUUUCAAAGACUUUCUUAAAACUGACAAGUACAAAGAGUGGAAUGAUUCUCAGACUGAAGAGCAUGAGAAGAGGAUUAAAGCCAUGAUUGGUGAAACUCCUCAAGGUGUCCCUCACAAGAGACCGAGCGGUCCAAAUCAGGAAGAUGUCGAAGAGAAGAAAUCGAAAGUUGCCGAAGACAAUGAGACCUUAGGAGACUCUGAUUCGGAUUUGAAGUCAAAUUCUGCGAAAUCGUCCAAAUCGCCUAUGAAAUUUCAACCAGGAGGAACUUUGUCAAUCAGUAAAUGAUGAUCUUUGUGAUAACUAUUGUAUUUAUUGAAAAUACACUGAAUGGAGAGUGAAUUCUU